Messenger RNA from Lutzomyia longipalpis, 2313 nucleotides. Its product is annotated as zinc finger protein 20-like. Bases 211 to 2205 code for a protein of 664 amino acids. Lineage: Eukaryota; Metazoa; Arthropoda; Insecta; Diptera; Psychodidae. The record is from RefSeq and is a predicted model, not a curated record. The transcript is spliced from 3 exons.
UCAAAGGGACAUCAAAGUGACAGCACGUAAACAAAUAAUAAAAAAUUUCACUGAAUUUUGCAAAUUUUCUUCCAAAAAUCCACCCAAGAACUUUUUCCUGGCCCUCCUGGCCAAUUCUGAGGAAUUAAGGAUAAUGAAAAAAUGCCAGAGUGUUAGAAUAAACUCACUGUGUUGGUGAAUUAUCAGAAUAUUUGAGAGAAAAGUGCAAAAAUGGCUCGAGAUUUGAGGGAGGAAGCAACAUCCCAGGAGAUUCCUAGCGAUGAUGAGGAUUUGAAGCAAAUCUGGUCAGAGUAUCAAGCAGAUACACAAUCUGAGUGCAAAAAUGAAUCCUUUAGACUCGAUUGCUGCUACUGCGCUGAGAGAUUCCCAUCUUCCAAGCAGCGCUUCCGCCAUGAGAAAACCUGUGUAAUUGGUCCAGUUGAGAGGUUUUCGUGUAAGUUGUGUUGCAUCAAUUUCCGAUACGAACAGGGAUUGUGGCGGCAUGAUCUUCGUCAUCAACUUCCAGGAGGAUUCCUCUGUCACAUCUGCAAUGCUGGAUUUACAUCCCACACUGAUCGUGUUCAACACAUGGAUGCUCAGCAUCGUGAAUAUAAAUGCCAAAUCUGUGUGGGGAGCUUCCGGAAGAAGGUGGACUACGUUAAUCACAUUGUACGGACGCACAGCAACUGCAAGUGUUGGAUCCUCCAGAAGAGUGUCAAAGAGGAAGAGGCCAUUAAGGAUAGUACUCAGCUGACGUGUGAUAAAUGUGGAAGUUGUAUGGGAAGCCUGGCGGCUAAACUGGAGCAACUUGCGGGUGAAAAUGAAGUCUCCAUCAUUCAUCCCAUGGAGACAAUUCACAUUGAGGAAUAUCCUGCGAAACAAGACAAAAUCCCAACGGAUGUAGAGCUGUUUAAUGGAAUUGCCGAUGAACCACAAAAAUCCAAGCCAAUUCGCCGUUCUCCGAAGAGACGGAAACGUCCAUCUCCGGAAAAAAUUCUCAUUACAAGUGACGAAGAAUUUCCAGAUCUCGAUGAUGAUUUACCUCUGUCUCGAUUGAAGAAACAAGCAACAACAACAGAACAUUACACUGUUGAGGAAGUCAUCGAACCUCCGGAAAGGAGGAGAAAUAAAAGGAAGAGAAUAUCAAUUGAAUCAGGAAAUUCAGACGGCUCCAAUGAAGUUGCUUUUCAGGAUGUGAGUGAAUCAAAUGAUUCUCUAAAGAACUGGGUGAAAGCAGCUGGAGGACGACGGAGGAGAUCAUCAACAAAUGACGAGCAGAAGAUUUGCAAAAUUCCCGAAUAUCGCUGCAAACUCUGCCCGCAGAUCUAUUGCUUCGAGAAGAGGUACCUUGGGCACCUUAAAACGGAGCAUGGAAUUGAGAUGAAGCCUGAAUCUGAGAAUGAAAAUGACAGCCAGUACAACUUGAAGGAGACUUUCUUACUUGGCUACCGGAAGCACGGAUGUAGAUUCUGCAAAAGACGCUUUGCCACCAAGGAAGCCCUCACGAACCAUGAGAGAUGCCACACUCCUGACGGGAAGCUUCGGAUUAAAUGCACGCUGUGCAGUGAACUCUUUGAGGAUGAGCAGCAGAUAAAGGAGCACAAGAAGUCAGUUCACAGGGAUGAAGUAACGUGUAAGUUUUGCAAUAAAACUUACGCCGGAGAACGCAACUUGCAGACUCACAUCGAUCUUCGGCACACAAAGACUAAAACAAUCAAAAAGAUGACCUACCUGUGCAGGAAAUGUGGCAAGAAUUUCACCUCCAAGACUGCUCUGCUGGAUCAUGAGCGAUCAGACUGCGGCAAAGCACCCAUCUAUCAAUGCGAUGUGUGCAAGAAGUUCUACCACAGCGCUGGUUCCCUGAAAGGUCACAAAACUCUCCAUACAAAAGUCAGGCCGUUCUUGUGCAAAUUCUGCGGGAAGUCCUACAGGAAUCCCGGGCAGUUGCGUGUGCACGAGAGGACGCACACAGGAGAGAAGCCACAUAAGUGCACAUACUGCCCGAAGGCAUUCAGUCACAGAGAAACCCUCCUAACUCACAUCACAAUGCACACGGGCUUCAAGAGAUUCAUGUGCUCAGGCUGUGGCAAGAGAUUUGCCUGCAUCUCCAAUCUUCAGGUGCACCGGAAGGCACAUGCAGACACAUGUGGGUUGGUGCCUAAUUGUACGAAAGCCGUUGGGCCAAUGGAUAUUCAUUUAAUGCCCCAGGAAGAUAAUCAGAUGUAAAGGAAAUGUGCAAAAAAAACGUUAAUUUGGGAUUAUUUGUGUAUGCCGAAGAAGCAUAAAAUAGCCAAGAAUAGACGUUUAAAAAAAUAAAUGGAAAUUGUAAUCUUU